Molecule: messenger RNA, 2636 nt
Organism: Purpureocillium takamizusanense
Lineage: Eukaryota; Fungi; Ascomycota; Sordariomycetes; Hypocreales; Ophiocordycipitaceae
Exons: 5
Coding region: 243-1898 (551 amino acids)
Biological process (GO): actin filament organization; endocytosis
Cellular component (GO): endosome; clathrin vesicle coat; plasma membrane
Molecular function (GO): clathrin binding; phospholipid binding
Source: RefSeq, a predicted model, not a curated record
CUCACUCCCAACUGGAAUCGUUCUACGUACAAUAUCCUCAGAUAAACCGCCAUUUCACGACGCUUUGCGGCCCAGGAUUCCAGCAUUGUUGUCGCCUGAGUACCGUUCCGCCCACCGCGCUGCCUUGGCGCACCAACAAGCCGCAGUCCGGCCACCCCCGCCAUCAUUUCCGCGAUCGCAUUUGACCACUCUCCCAACUCACGACCCAGCCCCUCUCCGCUUCGGCAGCCCGGUCGCCCACCAUGUCGAAGGUAAUGCGAAGCGUCAAAAAUGUUACCAAGGGGUACUCAGCCGUGCAGGUCAAGGUUCGGGAAGCCACCAGCAACGAUAAUUGGGGUCCCACGGGGAGUCAGAUGGCCGAGAUCGCAGCUGCCACCUUUAACACGUCUACUGAACUGUGGGAUCUUCUCGAAGUGAUCGACAAACGUCUGAAUGACAAGGGGAAGAACUGGCGACACGUUCUCAAGUCUCUCAAAGUUCUGGACUACUGCCUCCACGAGGGAUCCGAGCUCGUGGUCACUUGGGCGCGACAAAACAUAUACCUCAUUAAGACGCUCCGCGAGUUCCAGUAUGUCGAGGAGGACGGUCGUGACGUUGGCCAGAAUGUUCGAGUCGCAGCCAAGGAACUCACCUCCCUGAUUCUCGACGAGGAACGCUUGCGGGCAGAGCGGGGUGAUCGAAAGUCUUGGAAGUCCCGUGUGACGGGGCUGGACGAGUUCGGGCCACAGUCAUCCGAGCCUUCUCAGCCGCGGCAGCGAAACCGAGAGAGACGACCAGCCAACGAUGAAGAGGACGCCGAGUAUCGUCUAGCACUCGAGGCCAGCAAGUUUCAGGAGGAAGAGGACAGAAGAAAGAGAGAAGGCCGACACAAUGACGAAGAUGACGACGACGAUCUGGCCAAGGCCAUUAAACUGAGCAAGGAAGAAGAGGAAAGGCGACGUCGCGAGCUCGAGGACAGCAACGCAAACUCGCUGUUCGAUGACGAGCCCGCGCAGAGUGCGACUCAGUCGCAGUAUACAGGCUUCAACCAGGGGUAUCAGCAAGGCAACCCUGUCGACUUUUUCGCCAAUCCAAUCGACCAGAGCCAGAUGCAAACGCAGCCUACGGGCUUCCUGCCGAACGCAUACACCGGCUUUCAGCAGACCCAACCGACUGGAUUCCAACCCAAUUAUAAUGCUUUUGGGAUGCAGCCGGGCGUAGGAGUAGACCCUUAUGGACAGCAGCAACAAAACUUGCAGGCAUUCCAGCCUCAACCGACAGGAUUCAAUCCUUAUGCCCAGCAACAACAAGCGCAGCAACCACAACUCCAAUCCCCCUCACCCUCCGAGCCUGUCCUCCAACCAGGCAGCAAUAACCCUUGGGCGACGAAGAGCCAACAGCAGGCUAUCGCACCAACACCGACUGGAUCAAACAACCCCUUUGCACAAUUCAAUCGUCCACAGUCGGCCCGGCCCAUGGCAUCGUCACUCAGUCCUCUACCGGAGCAGAAGUCCCUGUCAGCAUUUAAUCAGCCGCAACAACAGCCCCUGCUCCAGCAGCAGCAGCAGUCUUCGUUCAACAGUCCACAGAAGAACAUGAACGAAUACGAAACAAAGCUCAACUCUCUGCUUGCAACUGGGGAUGGUAUGGACACAUACGGUAACACUGGAGAGCUGCGGAUUCCAGCUCAACACACGGCACCUGGCACUUUUGCCAAUAGUGCUGGCUCUGGCGUCCAAAGGCUCAACUCGGAUGCCACGGGAACCAAUCCAUUUAUGCGCCAGCAGUUUACUGGCUUACCCAACAUUAGUUAUGGGAGCCAGCCGACAGGGCCUGCCAGCCUAAACGGGAAUGUUAACCCAUUUGGAGCUCAACGGCCACAGCAGCAGACGCAAAAUCAAGACCUCAUUCAGUUUUGAAAGGCAGGAGCGUGAAGCCAGAGCCUCCAAAGUUUUCCCCCUUCGACUUCUUCACAAAGUCUUGUUUCGUCCACCCGAGCUCCCCUUCGCUAUUUGUUUCUCGAAUACGGUUAUCUAACGGGACCAAGAUUGCUGGUUGUCCUGUCCGACCUGCACAUUUUCUUUGUCGUUUGACGCCAAUUUCCAUGAGGCGGUGGACCCGGUGGAUACGCUGUAACUACCUUACGGCAGCUUUGAUUUUCUCGCAUACGUGCGGUUUGCGUGGUAAGGCCAUGUAAAGUGACACCGUCGCAUUCAAUUACCUAGAUAUGGUACAUCUCUGAACAUCCAAAACCUAUUCACCUGCCGCGUGGUAUCCGACGCCCCUCAAAAAGUCAAGGCCUUCUACCUCUGGUUGAUUCAAACAUUGAUCGCACCAAAAACGCCUUGCCUUGCCCACCCCGGGAAACAGAAACUCCUUCACCUCCGUCGCAGCGCCAGCAGGCGCAGUUGGGGCAUUGAAGACGGGCCUUAUAACGUCCUUUUCAACCUCUCCCGACCAGCAGUACCCUUGUAGUAUACCCUGCGUGUAUAUCGAACGAGGCGCUGCCAGAGUCUGAGUAGUAGAACUCGGCGAAGCGACAUGCAGCGACGCUGAAAUAGCCAGCGGCGCUAGGCGGCCAUGAUCGAGGUUUCCAGGCCAACUAGACUGAACUUUCCAACGAACUUGCGCUGCUUAGCCUGCCUCUUCCAUCAUCU